This is a messenger RNA of Cladophialophora psammophila CBS 110553, 450 nucleotides long. RefSeq lists its product as uncharacterized. Gene Ontology annotation, biological process: transmembrane transport. Bases 1 to 450 code for a protein of 149 amino acids. Gene Ontology annotation, molecular function: transmembrane transporter activity. The record is from RefSeq and is a predicted model, not a curated record. The transcript has 2 exons. NCBI's taxonomy places the organism in Eukaryota, Fungi, Ascomycota, Eurotiomycetes, Chaetothyriales, Herpotrichiellaceae.
AUGGCUCCCCUAAGCCUUGAAGGGGCCGAAACUUUACGACAUGCAUCCACAUCUACAUCCGGCAUGCUCACGCCCAACAUCAAGUCAAAGACAGUCGUCACCUUCCCACCUGGCGACCCGGUCAACCCACGGCACCGGCCCGUCUGGCGAAAAUGGACCAUCAUCACCAGCAUCACUCUCAUUGGCUUGACCGUCUCCACCGAGGUCGGUGUCUGGGGCCUCUCGCUGUAUGUGUUAAGGCUGGCAUUUCGGCCGAUGAGUUUGGCGCCCUUGUCCGAGUAUCAUGGAUGGACGGCUCUCUAUAUCCUGCCGUACGGGACAUUCUUACUGUUUCUUUUGGGUAUGGCGUUGGUUGAUGACCUCGGCGGCUUCCUCGUCCUUCGCUUCCUCUCAAGGCUCUGCGCCAGUCCAACGAUAGCGAAUUUCAGCGGCACCAUUGCGGACCUAUGA